AUGAGUGAUAAAAAGGCCCGCGAGAGCUUCGCAUCCAUUCUCAGUUACUACAAACAAAAUCGCGAGUCCUUGGACAAGAUCCCAAAUUGGGUCGAUAACCCCAAGAGCCAGGAAAUUAUUAUCGGCCUUAUCAGAAACAGUGCUCCAACAGACGAUCAAGUCGAAAAAACGAAGGAAGAUCUCAAGGCCGCCAUGGCCAUGGAAGAGACCAAGGAGAAACUUUCUGAAGCGGACCAGGCUCUCUUAAUGGCGGCAGCUCAAUCAAGCCGUGCAAAACGCUUAAAAAACAAGAAGGAAAAAUAA
Penicillium malachiteum is the source of this 303-nucleotide messenger RNA. RefSeq lists its product as uncharacterized. The record is from RefSeq and is a predicted model, not a curated record. Lineage: Eukaryota; Fungi; Ascomycota; Eurotiomycetes; Eurotiales; Aspergillaceae. The transcript has a single exon. The coding region runs from base 1 to 303 and encodes 100 amino acids.